Molecule: messenger RNA, 4613 nt
Organism: Grus americana (Whooping crane)
Lineage: Eukaryota; Metazoa; Chordata; Aves; Gruiformes; Gruidae
Gene: MICALL1
Product: MICAL like 1
Exons: 16
Coding region: 60-2855 (931 amino acids)
Biological process (GO): actin filament bundle assembly
Cellular component (GO): plasma membrane; actin cytoskeleton
Molecular function (GO): actin filament binding
Source: RefSeq, a predicted model, not a curated record
UGCCCGGCCCCGGCCCUGGGCUGGCGGCGGCGGCAGUGGCAGUCCGAGCGGUCGCCCCCAUGUCGGGCCCGCGGGGCGCCCUGCAAGCCUGGUGCCGCCGGCAGUGCGAGGGCUACCGCGGCGUGGAGAUCCGCGACCUCAGCGCCUCCUUCCGCGACGGCCUGGCCUUCUGCGCCAUCCUCCACCGGCACCGGCCCGACCUCCUAGAUUUUGAUUCUCUCUCCAAGGAUGAUGUCUAUGAGAAUAACCGCUUGGCCUUUGAAUUGGCAGAGCGGGAGCUGGGCAUCCCGGCCCUCCUAGAUCCCAAUGACAUGGUCUCCAUGAAAGUCCCCGACUGCCUCAGCAUCAUGACUUACGUGUCUCAGUAUUACAACCAUUUCAACAACCCCAGCCAAGCCAGAGUCCCUCCGCCUAUGAAGCGCCCAGCUGCUGCCUCCUCGCCUCCUCUGCUGGCCCACAAGAAACCCGUGGCUGCGGUAGAGAGUCCCCCGGCACCACAGGACGAUGCCCCCUCAGACCUGUCGGAGCAGUCCCAGCGCACCACGCUCAGCAGUACCUGCGCAGCCUGCCAGCAACACGUCCAUCUGGUCCAGCGCUACCUGGCUGAGGGCAAGCUCUACCACCGCCAGUGCUUUAGGUGUAAGGAGUGCUCCAGCACACUGCUCCCAGGGUCAUACAAGCCUGGGACAGAGGCAGGGACUUUUGUCUGCACGCAGCAUCGUGGUAAACUGGCCAUGAGCGGGAAGGCGGAGAGGAGGCCCAGCCCAGCCCAACAGUCACCAGAGCUAAGAACUGAAACUGGGGCUGGCAGCGUGGGUGAGGAUGCCCUCCCCACAGGAGCAGAGGUGGGGAAGGACGACGGCGACUCCCUGGAGAGCAUGGCAGAGACCCAGAUGCCUGCAGAGGGAGUAGCUGGCCCAGUGGAAAAGGACAGCACACCCAGCAAAGCAGAGACAGCGAUGCCCCCUGCUCACACAGGCAGUGGGGCACCCGUCUCCCAAACUCCCCCCAGACCUCCCCUUCCCAGCAAGCCCACAGUGCUCACCCAGGAGAAAGCCAGCUCAUUGGACGGACGGCUCAAGGACACGCGGCCCACCCCUGCCCCAAGGAGGACCACCGAUGCAUCAGCCCUGUCCCCUCCAACAUCUCACCCCGUCCCCCGUCCCAGGUCCACUCUGCAGGGCGAGGGCAGCGAGUGUGGGCCUGGCAUGGUGAACGGUAGGGUACCUGAACCCAGCCCCCCUGUCCCAAAACCCCGAGGGAGACCCUGCUCCUCUGAUCGUGCUGGAGCUGCUGCGAGAGCCAAGGACCCACCGUGGAUGGCCUUAGUGCAAGCAGAGCCCAAGAAGAAGCCAGCUCCCCCUCCUCCCCCGGGAAGCAGCCACGAGACUCCGAGUAGGACUUCAGAGGAGGAUGGGGAGGAGGUGGGGAAAGCCAGGAGUGAGGAGAGCAGGUCUGAUGCCGCAGAGCCCAAACCAUACAACCCCUUUGAGGAGGAGGAUGAGGAAGAAGAGGAGAGUGCUGUCACCCAAAAGAGCACACCUGAGCAGGAGCAGAGCGAGACUGCUGCAAAACCUCUCCACCCCUGGUACGGCAUCACUCCCACCAGCAGCCCAAAGGCGAAGAAGCGGCCAGCUCCACGAGCCCCCAGUGCUUCCCCACUAGCCCACCACCCCAUCUCCAGGCUGUCGCACUCCGAGCCAUCAUCCUCCACCCCAUCUCCAGCUCUCAGCCUCGAGAGCAUCAACUCUGAGAGUUCAUCCAAGGUGCUGGGUGACACCGAUGAGGCCUCAGUGCCCAAAAGCUCCUCCGAGCCCACUGUCCACACGCCGACAGCCACCAAGACCUCUAGCACUGACACGCCGCUGGCCAGCGUCUCCUCCAGUGAAAGCCCUGCUGCCCCAGCCAGCCUCUCUACCAACUCCUCCUUCUCCUCCUCCAGUGAGCUGGCCAGCUUCAGCGGGGAGGCGCAGCCCAGCACCCCGCACACCAGCAGGAGCGUCUCCACUGGCAGCUUAAAGACCAGCCCCAGCCGGCUGCCCCCCAAGCCUCCUGCUGGGGCUAGCCCUACACCCAUCCUCUUGGCUUCAGAUGGGGGUGCUGGGAGCCCUAAGAUGCCCUCCUCGCCCAAGCCACAGCUAAAGUCUUCCUGCAAAGAGAACCCCUUCAACCGGAAGCCAUCGCCUGCCGCUUCCCCCUCUGCAAAGAAACCUUCCAAGGGCUCCAAGCCAGUGCGUCCUCCUGCACCAGGUCACGGCUUCCCACUGAUCAAACGCAAGGUGCAGACAGAUCAGUACAUCCCUGAGGAAGACAUCUAUGGGGAGAUGGAUGCUAUCGAGCACCAGCUGGACCAACUGGAGCACCGUGGGGUGGCCUUGGAGGAAAAACUUCGCAGUGCUGAGAAUGACAGCCCUGAGGACAGCCUGCUGGUGGACUGGUUCAAACUCAUCCAUGAGAAGCAUAUGCUGGUGCGUCACGAAUCAGAACUCAUCUACAUCUUCAAGCAGCAGAACCUGGAGCAGCGGCAGUCAGACGUGGAGUAUGAACUGCGUUGUCUCCUCAACAAGCCAGAGAAGGACUGGACCGACGAGGACCGAGGGAGGGAGAAGGUGCUGAUGCAGGAGCUGGUGACCAUCAUUGAGCAGAGGAAUGCUAUUGUGAACUGCCUGGACGAGGACCGGCAGAGAGAGGAGGAGGAGGAUAAAAUGUUGGAAGCCAUGAUUAAAAGGAAAGAAUUUCACAAGGAGACAGAGACCGAGAGCAAGAAGAAAGGCAAAUUCAAGCCCAUGAAGGUGCUUAAGCUGCUGGGCAACAAGCAUGACUCCAAGAGCAAGUCGCCCAAGGAGAAAAGCUAGAGCAGGGGAACACCAGCAGUGGGAGGGAUGUGCUGCCCGACUGCCCUGGCCUCUCCGCAGCUGGCUGGGAUGCCUGCCAGGAAGGGGGGCUCGUCUCCCUCCGCUCCCCUCGCUUCUCCUCCCACUCCCUCCCCAGCCACCAGAGCUGCCGCCCCAGGGAGACGCCAGCCCUCUGCCCGGAAUGGGGGAGUCCAACCAAAGCGCUCCUCUUCCCAAGGCUGCGGAGGAGCCUGACCGUCCCCUCCAUGAAGCCUUGCUAACGAGGUGGGGAGAAGAUGGAUUCGCUUUUCGGAUACAUUACCCCAUUGCGUGUUCUUGUUAUUAACUGAGGAGCAAGCCAAGGAGUUUGGUGUUUGUGGGAAAACUUGCACUAACUGCCCCCCGUCCCUUCUCCCGCUCUAACUGUGACAGUUCCACGUGCCUCUGACCUCUGCCAGGAGGGGACUGGGCCUGCCCGUCCCUCCCUGCCCACCCGCUCUUGUCCCCUUCCUGUCCUAUUUUUAACUUCAGGAGAAAACUCUGGCAUUAGAAUCCAUAAUUAGAAUUAGGAUUCUUUGGGUUUUACUGGCCUAAACUAAAAUGUUAAGAAAACACUCCCGCAUCACAAGGCUCUAGAGCCGUAGCCAAAAAAAUAACUGGUGCCCUAUUUAUUUUGAGAUGUCCCCUCCCUCGAGUGCCAGGGCUGGGUGGGCUCCAUUACAGGGCUGAGAGGACCCAAGGGGACGGUGCACAGCUGCUAGGAUGUAGCUCACUGCCCUACUCAGGACAUCUUACCCCCCACUGCUGCUAAACACCGCUGACUCUGCUGCCUUUGAGGGGAGGGAGGAACAUUCCUUUUCCAGGCAAGGACAGAAAAGCUCAAGACUGACUCGGUGCCGGCAAAAGGGGCACUAAGCUUGUGCCUCUGCUCACCAGUGCCACCCUUGAGCGGGGAGAGGCAUGGGCGCAACUGACCUUGACCCAGCUUCAUCUGUGUAUACUUUAAAAGUGUGCAGGGGUUGGCUGGUUAUUUUUUACACCUCCUUUACUAGAUGAAUUCAAACCCACCCUUAAAACUUUUUAAACCCCUUAUUUUAUUUGUCAUGUGUGUGCGUGUGUGUACAUUGGAGGAGGGAUUGGGGGGGCAGUGUUCUUCCAGCCAUCCCUUCUUCCUACCAUUUUUGUUUCCUGCCUUCUCCUCCAAGGCGAGGAGCUAUUUAUUGAAUUGUUGGAUCAGUCUGAAUUAGUGUCAUGGGUGUUUGGUUGGUCAGCUGUUUGUCAUGCCUUCUCGUUAGCAAACUAGACAUAACCAGCCCCGAGCAAACUGCUGCAGUCCCUUCUAAAAACCCAACGGGCUUUAGCCAAAAUGCUCUCAGAGCAGUGCCUUGCAAGGUGGCUGGCAUAGCGUUCUGGAAAGGGAUCCUCGUUUCCCAAAACCUGAGGGACCCGAGCCCCUCCUCAGUCCCAGCGUGACUGGGAGGUGGCAAGCUCAGCCCCAUGCUGGUGACGCUGUCUCACUCUUGCCGUACCCCAGCAGGCUGAUGAGGAGCAGUGGAAGGGGAGGGGAGAUCCCAAAGCACAACUUCUCUCCCAGGAGAAACAAAUCUGCUUUAGAGCCUGCUGUCACGUCACUGUUGCCAAAGGCCAUUGGGAUCGCUGCAGCCUGACACCCCUUGGCCCCGCACCCGGUCAGAACUCUGAUUUGUAAAUUAUACUGUACUAACUCCGUGACUUCCAUUCACCUGAACAGAAAUAAAAGAAACAUUGGAUUUAAAAACU